This is a messenger RNA of Porites lobata, 810 nucleotides long. The record is from the annotation of a GenBank genome assembly. Lineage: Eukaryota; Metazoa; Cnidaria; Anthozoa; Scleractinia; Poritidae.
AUGUGUUAUCUGCAAGAACCAACGUUUGACAUUGAUAACUCUGUUCCUCCCAAGAAAGAAAAGAAAUCCAGAAAAGCCAAAAAUAAGACGGGAGAAGAAGUGGUUCAAUCAGUUCUGACAACUCCAGAACCUCAAAUGAUUGAGAGUGCAGAACCUCUUACAAAAGAAUGGACAGCACCCCAUUACACUACAGACGAUAAAUUUAGGUUGCAGAAAUACCUGGACCCAGAACCUCAAAUGAUUGUCAAUGAACAACUUCCUUCCUAUGAGGAAAUGCAGCAGGCCUGCCGAGAUCUGUUCAAUAGUCCGAGUUCUAUGGAAACACAGCCUGACCUAGAUCCCGUGCAUAUCAUGGAAGAAGGAGUCGCUGUGUUACCAGAUGGUCGACAAGUGGAAUGGUGGCCUAUAGAAGGGGAAUUCGAUGUGCCUAAUUUAGAUGAAGUUUCUUUGCAAGAAUAUCUGUUGGAUGCGAGCAAGCCUUUGCAUACCAUCUUUGUCCUGCCUGAAAAAGGCCUUGCCAUUUGUUCUACAUGUCCCGUGUAUUUUGGCAAUGCAGACAGCAAGCAGACAGUGUUGGAUACCAUUUGUAACAGCAUUCAUCCCAAAAUCUACGAGCAAUGGGGAACCUUUAGCUGUCAUUGUGGAUUAGUGCCUAGACUCAAGCUGAGUCAAACACCAAGAAAUCCAAACAAAGUGUUCCUAAGCUGUCCUAAGACCAGAGAAGCCAGGUGUAAUUACUUUCAGUGGAUUCACCAACAACCUAAACCUGCGAAGGUCCCUAAAGCUUUUACACCCUCAGCUCUCAAGAAA